CCACCGAACUCGACGACUUCAACUUUCCUCGAAAUCCUGCGUUGACUUGUUCUGCGGCCAGCUUUUGGGUGCCAGACUCUUUUCAUACUGCAAUCCCUCGAGUUCUCCACGAGCGAAGCACGUCCAUUGACAAGUUGGAGAUACAAUGGAUCCGUCAAGCAUAUUCCGACGCCAACUCAACACCGAUUCUAAUGACGAUGGGAGCGACACUUACAAUGGAUACUGGUGGUAUAGCACUACUGCCUACGCUAUCAAAUGGGCUGUGAUAGCCGCGAUCCUUGUACUAUUCUUCCUCUUCUUCGUCGGCGGAUACCUGCAUGCCAGAAGAAGGAUGCGUAAGGGUCUUCCUCCGUUGGCAUAUCAUAGGUGGUUGGUCCCAAGAGCACAACGAAUUGCUUUCGCCCAACGAUAUCCUCAAUACGCGCAUCAAGUUGGAAUGUACAGAACGACACAAACUCCUUACGGUCAUGGUCACGCAUAUCCCAUGGGAGUUUAUGGGCCACCUCCACCUGCAUAUCACGAGCCAGACUAUGUGCCUGCGUACACGCCGCAAGCACCGAACAAGGUCGAUCCCGAUCAGAAUAAGCAGUUCGUCCCUCCUUAUGGACCUCCGCCUCCGCCAAAUGCUGCAGGUGGACUCGGCGUGCCGAGUGGGGAGCCAAGUCAGCCUGCUAGGGCGUUCAGUCCGUCUGGAAGGGCUUGAUUCAGUACAUGCUUUGGGAGAGUGCCAAAAGUUGAACACAAAUUGUGAGAAUAUGAGGCUGGAGGGUGCUCGAAGCACAAACAAAAGCUUCCGGCUAUUGAAAACCACACUGUACAAGGGGUAUCAUCUAUGAAACAUU
This is a messenger RNA of Exophiala viscosa, 842 nucleotides long. RefSeq lists its product as uncharacterized. The coding region runs from base 146 to 703 and encodes 185 amino acids. Lineage: Eukaryota; Fungi; Ascomycota; Eurotiomycetes; Chaetothyriales; Herpotrichiellaceae. The transcript is spliced from 3 exons. The record is from RefSeq and is a predicted model, not a curated record.